Sorex fumeus (smoky shrew) is the source of this 1549-nucleotide messenger RNA. It is a transcript of the gene VRK2, whose product is annotated as VRK serine/threonine kinase 2. Gene Ontology annotation, molecular function: ATP binding; protein serine/threonine kinase activity. Bases 16 to 1521 code for a protein of 501 amino acids. Gene Ontology annotation, cellular component: nucleus; cytoplasm. The transcript is spliced from 12 exons. Gene Ontology annotation, biological process: peptidyl-serine phosphorylation; signal transduction. The record is from RefSeq and is a predicted model, not a curated record. Lineage: Eukaryota; Metazoa; Chordata; Mammalia; Eulipotyphla; Soricidae.
CUGCCAGCAGACGUGAUGCCACCGAGAAGGAAUGAGAAAUAUAAGCUUCCUGUUCCGCUUCCAGAAGGCAAAGUUUUGGAUGACAUGGAAGGAAAACAAUGGGUGCUAGGCAAGAUGAUUGGCUCUGGAGGAUUUGGAUUGAUAUAUUUAGCUUUCCCUACAAAUAAACCAGAUAAUGAUGCAAAGCAUGUCAUAAAAGUGGAAUAUCAAGAAAAUGGUCCAUUAUUUUCAGAACUUAAAUUUUAUCAAAGAGCUGCAAAAAAAGAGUGUAUGAAAAGAUGGAUAGAACUGAAACAACUUGAUUACUUAGGAAUUCCUUUAUUUUAUGGAUCUGGUAUUACUGAAUUUAAGGGAAGAAGUUACAGAUUUAUGGUAAUGGAAAGACUAGGAAUAGAUUUACAGAAGAUUUCAGACCGGAAUGGCACUUUUAAAAAGUCUACUGUCCUGCAGCUCGGUAUUCGAAUGUUGGAUGUACUGGAAUAUAUACAUGAAAAUGAGUAUGUUCACGGAGAUAUAAAAGCAGCAAAUCUACUUUUGGGUUAUAAAAAUCCAGAUCGGGUUUAUCUUGCAGAUUAUGGACUUUCCUACAGAUAUUGUCCCAAUGGGAACCACAAACAGUAUCAGGAAAAUCCUAGAAAAGGUCAUAAUGGGACAAUAGAGUUUACCAGCUUGGAUGCCCAUAAGGGAGUUGCCCUGUCCAGACGUAGUGACCUUGAAAUCCUUGGCUACUGCCUGCUGCGUUGGUUCUGUGGGAAACUGCCUUGGGAACGGAACCUGAAGGACCCUAUGGCUGUGCAGACUGCUAAAACAAAUCUUUUGGAUGAACUACCUGAUUCAGUGCUUAAAUGGGCUCCUUCUGGAAGCAGUUGCUGUGAAAUAGCCGAAUAUUUAGCCUGUGCUCAUAGUUUAGCAUAUGAUGAGAAGCCAAACUAUCGGAUGCUCAAGAAAAUUCUAAACCCUGGUGGAAUAUCUUUAGGACCACUGGACUUUUCCACUAAAGAAGAGCGUGUACAUGUGCAUACUCCAAGAAACCAACAAGUUAAUUUGCUGAAAGAUACAAUGAAACAAGCCAAUCAGAUGCAAAAAAGAUUAACAGACAAAAAUGUCCGCAAUGAGAGAAGUGCUGAGUCCUGUGCAACAUGGAGAAAAGUGCAAAAUGAAGAGAAGCCGAUUGGAUUGCUGAACAAUGAAACAGCUCAGGAAAGCACAAGGAGAAGACAAAAAUAUUCUCAGUCUCAAGAAUUUUUCAAUGAAGUAAAAAGUUCUUCACGAGAAUCCAGCAAUACACAGUUGCCAAAUUCAUUUUAUGAACCUCAUCAAGAUUUUACCAGUCCAUAUAGACUCAACAAGUCAAGAUUUCCGUCUUGGGACACAUAUACUUCUACAACUGCUAUGCAGGUCACAGACUUACAAAGUUCCACAAGAUUUUCUCUUAGUGAAGAGACAAAGGCAGAUAUGUAUUAUUUUGCCAUCAUUUUCUGUCUUUUGAUAUUGGUGUGGUUUGCUAUAUAUUUUUUCUGAAGAUAAUUUUUCAAAUUUCCAGUUCUUU